Molecule: messenger RNA, 759 nt
Organism: Prunus mume (Japanese apricot)
Lineage: Eukaryota; Viridiplantae; Streptophyta; Magnoliopsida; Rosales; Rosaceae
Molecular function (GO): protein dimerization activity
Source: RefSeq, a predicted model, not a curated record
AUGAGAGGUGAGUUCAAUGGCCUUAAGACAAAGAUUUUGAGAGAACAACCUUGUGCAUUUUAUGUUCAUUGUUUUGCUCAUCAACUUCAACUAGCUCUUGUUGCGGUAGUAAAGAAAAACAUUGAUGUCAAUUCUUUUUUCACAACGGCUAAUAGUUUGGUUAAUGUUGUUGGAGCAUCUUGUAAGCAUCAGGAUGCACUUAGAGCACAAUACCAAGAAGAGAUUGUGAGAGCUUUUGAAGAAGAUUGUCUUAUAACGGGGCGGGGCUUAAAUAAAAAAAAUACUCUCAAACGUGCCGGCGAUACACGAUGGAACUCACAUUAUGGUACGUUGAUUAGUAUCAUUUCUAUGUUCCCAUCUGUGGUGAAUGUGCUUCAAAUGAUUGUUGAUGAUAAUCCUAAUGAUAGUUCGGGUGAAGCCUAUAAGUUAUGGAGAGAAAUACAAUCUUUUGAGUUUGUGUUUCACUUAUUUUUAAUGAAAGCUAUAUUGGGAAUAACAAACACUUUGUCUCUAGCAUUGCAAAAGAAAGAUCAAGACAUUGUAAAUGCAAUGAGUUUAGUGACAACAUGCAAGGAAAACCUGCAGUUCAUGAGGGAUAAUGAGUUUGAAGAAUUGGUUGAGCAAGCAUCUUCGUUUUGUUACAAACAUGAUAUUACCGUUCCUACCAUGGAUGAGGAAUAUGUAAUUUCAGGGAGAUCACGGCGUAAUGCUCCAAUGAAGACAAAUUAUCAUCGUUAUCGUGUGGAGAUCACGAUGUAA